AGCAGUCGUUCCAACGUUGCGUCCUCCAUUUUCUUCAUCAACGGCAUCAUGUCUCACAGAAAGUUCAGCGCCCCUCGACACGGGUCGAUGGGGUUCUAUCCGAAGAAAAGAUCUCAGAGACAUCGCGGAAAGGUAAAGGCUUUUCCAAAAGAUGAUCCUAGCAAACCUGUACACUUGACUGCUUUUAUCGGUUAUAAAGCUGGUAUGACUCACGUUGUCAGGGAAGCUGAUCGUCCUGGGUCGAAGGUGAAUAAGAAGGAGAUUGUGGAGGCUGUUACUAUCCUCGAAACGCCACCGAUGAUUGUUGUUGGUCUUGUUGGAUACAUUGAAACGCCACAUGGACUCAGAGCGCUUGCCACUGUCUGGGCAGAACAUUUAUCAGAAGAUUGCCGUAGGCGUUUCUACAAGAACUGGUAUAAGAGCAAGAAGAAGGCAUUUACGAAAGCGUCGAAGAAAUGGCAAGACGACCUCGGGCGCAAGUCCAUCGAAGCUGAUCUCAAGAAGAUCAAGAAGUAUUGCAGUGUCGUUCGCAUCAUCUCUCAUACUCAGAUGAAACUGCUGAGGCAGCGUCAAAAAAAAGCUCAUAUCAUGGAAAUCCAAUUGAACGGUGGCACCAUUGAAGAUAAGGUGCAAUGGGCGCGCGAACAUUUGGAGAAACCUGUGCCUAUUAGUAGCGUGUUCGCUGCUGAUGAAAUGAUCGACGUGAUUGGAGUUACCAAGGGAAAGGGCUACAAAGGCGUUACAUCCAGGUGGCACACGAAGAAAUUGCCGCGUAAGACCCACAAGGGUUUGAGAAAAGUUGCCUGUAUUGGUGCGUGGCAUCCCAGUCGCGUGUCCUUUACUGUCGCGCGUGCGGGUCAGAAAGGAUACCAUCAUCGCACUGAGAUGAACAAGAAGAUCUAUAGAAUCGGACAAGGCAUUCAUACUAAGGAUGGCAAGAUCGUGAAGAACAAUGCUUCGACGGAGUACGAUCUCACUGACAAGAGCAUUACACCUAUGGGUGGCUUUCCGCAUUACGGUGAAGUUAAUAAUGACUUCAUUAUGAUCAAGGGAUGCUGCAUGGGUCCGAAGAAGCGCGUGAUUACGCUGAGGAAGUCUUUAUUGGUGCACACCAAGAGAUCAGCGUUGGAGAAGAUCAACCUUAAGUUCAUUGAUACUAGCUCCAAAUUCGGACACGGUCGUUUCCAGACCGCUGUCGAUAAAGCCUCCUUCAUGGGACAACUCAAGAAGGAUCGUCUACGUGAGGAAGAAGCGCGUACCGUCGGUGUACCAACCGCCCCGCCGGCGCAGUAAAAUUGUUCUACUGAGCACGAUUUACGAGAAGAAGAAAAAUAUAGAUUUUUCGAGAAUCUUACAAA
Mycetomoellerius zeteki is the source of this 1358-nucleotide messenger RNA. RefSeq names its product ribosomal protein L3 (gene RpL3). The coding region runs from base 49 to 1293 and encodes 414 amino acids. Gene Ontology annotation, cellular component: ribosome; cytosolic large ribosomal subunit. The transcript is spliced from 8 exons. The record is from RefSeq and is a predicted model, not a curated record. Gene Ontology annotation, biological process: translation. Gene Ontology annotation, molecular function: RNA binding; structural constituent of ribosome. Lineage: Eukaryota; Metazoa; Arthropoda; Insecta; Hymenoptera; Formicidae.